CGCCAACUCCCCCAGCGCGAACACAGCGCCUUCACUGACAGCGCAGCCGCCUCCAGCUCCAAAACACACCGCCGUUUUAUUCAUUUAAUCGCUUUUUUGCGGCAUUUUUUUACUCGCCGAGGCGUUUCUACACGUCUGACUGCAGAAGGGGCGAGGCUGGGGUCCGCUCCGGGAACUGUGUGCUGUGUGUGAGCGUGCAUGUGUGGUCAGUCUGCUCGUUUCCGCUCUGGUUAUCAUUAUUUUUUUGUUUAUUAAGCUCAUAAUGAAAAUCUGCGACUCAUAGAGGAGAUCGAAUCAGAAACCGGAGGAAGGAGGCAGCGAUUCAGGCCCCCUGCGUCAUCACCACCACCACCACCAUCGACAGGAUGGAGGAGCUGCUGAACCAGUGGCUGUGGCAGAAGAACUUCUGGCUGCCUCCUGGCGCGACAUGGCAGGACGUUGGGAAUGACGGCAUUGAGGGCAGUCGGCGUCCAUUUCCUCGCGACUUACUCCUCACCCUUCCUUUGGCACUGGGCUUCAUCGCUGUCCGGUUUGUGUUCGAAAGGGUUGUGGCGCUGCCUCUGAGCAGGACGCUGGGAGUGUGUGACAGGGUGCGUGCUCGAGCUCCACCCGAACCCAAAUUGGAGGCUUUUUACCUGCAGAGAAAGAACCACUACUCACAGAGUGAGCUCCUGGGCCUGGAGAAGCAGUGCGGCCUCACAGUCCGGCAGAUCCACCACUGGCUCCACCUCCGCCGCAACCAGGACAAACCCAGCAACACCAAGAAGUUCUGCGAAGCAUCGUGGAGGUUUGUGUUCUACCUCAUCGCCUUCGUCGCGGGACUCAUCUCCCUGAUUGACACGCCCUGGUUUUGGAACCACAGAGAGUGCUGGCGUGGACACCCGAGACAAGCUGUGACUGAAGCACAGUACUGGUACUACGUCCUGGAGCUCAGUUUCUACUGGUCACUGGUGUUCUGCGUCUCUGUGGACGUCAAGCGCAAAGAUUUUAAGGAACAGAUCAUUCACCACAUCGCCACCAUCUUCCUGAUCAGCUUCUCCUACUGCGGCAACUACAUUCGGGUGGGGACGCUCGUGAUGUUCGUGCAUGACUCAUCCGACUUCCUGCUGGAGUCUGCUAAGAUGUUUAACUACGCGGGCUGGAGGAAAACCUGUGACGGCUUGUUUGUCCUCUUCGCCGUGGUUUUCCUCGUAACUCGCCUCGUCAUCUUUCCGAGCAGGGUGGUCUACUCAACUAUCGUGGAGUCGUUGGAUUUCUUCGACCCGUUCCCUGGUUAUUAUUUCUUCAAUGCUCUGCUGCUGGUGCUGCAGGCGCUGCACGUUUUCUGGGCUUACCUCAUCCUCCGCAUGGUCUACAAAUUUGUCUUCUUGGGCAAAGUGGAACGUGAUGAGCGGAGUGAUGAGGAGAGUGAGGGAGAGGAAGAGGGAGAUGGUGCGGAGGAGAAGAGCUGCUGGGAGCAGAGGAAAGGUCCCCUCAACUCCAGACUCGUCUCGCUGGCCAACAACUGUGUCCUCAACAACCUGACCCACCAGCAGAGGAAUAUAAACAGCAGAAUGCCCAAAGCCAGAUAGUAUCCCUCACUUACUCGUAUUAUUUGUAGGCUGUCUUUGUCCGUAUGAAGAUGAAAUAUAUUGGAAUAUGUUGCAAAAACUUAAAGUGCAACGUAUUUUCAAUAUACUACAUUUUUCUAUAGGACAGUAAUCGUUAUAGCAGAAGUUGUCGUCCAUCCUCUGUGGCCGCUGAUACUGGUUUUCUUAGAAAAAGCACAUUCGACUUUUUUGAUCGACAUCUUUCAAACCUGUGGACUAAAAAAUAGAUGUCAGGUUUGGUGUAUUACAUUUUGUUUUAGGUAUUUGUCUUCAGACGGUACAUGACAGCAGCUCUUUAUUACUCUUAUAGCAGUUCUAACCAGGUUAAAGGGGAAUUCCACCCAUUUUUUCAAAAUGCUGAAUUGAAUGGAGGAGACGUAAACAGUCCUUCACAGCAGUUUGAUGUGAAGCGGUUCAACAUAGAGAAACUUGCCCGUGUCUUUAAAGUGUUGGUGGUAAGAAACCAAGGAACCAUUCAGUUUUAAUAUGUAUUGUUGGUAAAAUAGUGAUUAAGAAGGUUUUCUUAUGGGCUAUUUUGUCUUAUAACGCCCUUCUUUGUUUGUUUUAGGCCAAAAUCUCGUCUCAAAUCUAUUGUAAAGUGUAAUAAUCACUCUGAAUGACUUCAUUUACAUCCUAACAUGUGAAUUAUGCAGAAAUAUUGGUGGAAUUCCCCUUUUAACUGACCGCUAUUAAUGACGUCUUUGUAAACUGUAGAGUGGUUUGCGAUCAAGGAAAGAAAAAACUCAACACUAAGACACCAUAUAGGUAAAGCUAUAUACGUUAAAGGUGUCUCAUUUACUGUGAACAAAGUCAGAUGUAUUUUAAUAGUAAAUUAGUCACAGAAAGGGAACAAUAUAUUCUAAUAUAUUUAAUUUCUUAAUAUAUUUCAGCUGCUGUUUAGUGAAGAAAAGGCAGAUGAUAAUCAGGCGAAUUGUCUUCUUUUUCUCAGACCUGGACUCUUUCAUUCCUUUCGCUGCUGAUUUUCUCCUACAGUAAUUCUGAUAUGGCAUCAUGCAUCUGUUUCUGAGUAUCCACCUGCCUUCGCGGGUUAUGCAGCAGCCUUUCUGUCUCCACGGCUUUAAAAGAGGGCGACUGACUACUUGGGAAGACUCACAGCGCCCUCUAGUGAUGGACUUGGGCACUCCACGGCUGGUCUUGGCAGCGUUCUCACUCUUGAGAAAAUGGUUGUCAUGAAUUAUGGAUGGUUUAUGAGCCACAGAGCUUUGCACCGUGCAGGCGUUCUGCAGCGCCUGCGCCGCGAAGCUCGGAUCGCCUUACUGAAUCAGACACUGGUUACAAAGGAUUUCUUCGUGAGCACAUAAUCUGUUCCUCAUGUGAGCAGUUUGCCUGCUCUCAAUCUUAAUACCCUAAUCGGAAUCUUUUUUUGGCCGUCUUAAUUCCCAAGGAACUGACCGGGUCACUGUUUUCAAUCUCAAGGGUCUUUCCUUGUUAAAUAAAGGAUAUCGGUUGCUGUCGGAAGAAAACCUCAUAUGUCCAUUUUUGUCAUUUUCCAGUUUAUGGCAUCAUUUGAAAAGGCCUGUUGCUCUUCACAUUGUACGGGAAUUUUAUGAUGAAAGAAUCUCUAGAAAGGGCCCAGAAUUACUUGGAAAAAUGUCUGGCUCCAUUGAAUUACAUUGAAAGUAAAGCAGGUUUUUUCCUUCUCCUGUAAAGUUACCAUUUUGGAGAUAAGAGGUUUUGUUCCGACAACAGCGACAUACUGAAUAAAAAUAAAAAGGUUAUUAAAAAUGAAAGUUAAAAAUAAACUGUACUGAACAUAAUUACCAUUUUGCAAAAACACCUUUUUAAGCACAAACCACUUGGCGAAAGAGUUCGACUAGUAGGAGAUUAGCUUUGCGCACCUUAGUUACUCCCUCACUCUGUCCAGCUGCUGGAGGAACUUCUCCAGAGUGACUUCAGUGGGUGGAGUGAGGCGUGAGUGAAAACUGUGUAAUGAGUCUGUGUACCCCUAGACUCUGACGGGUGCUCCCACAGUGACCCUAAAAGGGAUAGUUUGGACAAAAUCCACCACCUUCAGUGCCCCUUCCAUUCAUGUUUAGCGUUUAUACCUAAACAAUCUCUUUAACCCCUGUGUGGUGUUGAUGUUUGUUACGCAGUGGUCUGGUGGACCCACCGCAUUAUUGUUUUGUUUUUUUUUAAAUCAAUAGAGUCAUAAUAAUAUAUGUAGAAAUAACAAAUGUUUAAAAUAUCAUGUGUCCAGCACUGGGUUCUCCUUUAGCAGCUAUAGCCAGUCAGCAGCCUGUCCAUGUUAUCCUCCCUCCCUCACACACACAUUAACAGCAGGCCAUGUAGGAGGAGA
Molecule: messenger RNA, 3906 nt
Organism: Pygocentrus nattereri (red-bellied piranha)
Lineage: Eukaryota; Metazoa; Chordata; Actinopteri; Characiformes; Serrasalmidae
Gene: cers4a
Product: ceramide synthase 4a
Exons: 11
Coding region: 366-1571 (401 amino acids)
Biological process (GO): ceramide biosynthetic process
Cellular component (GO): membrane
Molecular function (GO): sphingosine N-acyltransferase activity; DNA binding
Source: RefSeq, a predicted model, not a curated record